UUUGCAAUAUCAUAAAAAAUAUUAUUUUGCUUCAUACAAAACGUUGUGAUAUAUAAAUUUUAUUUUACAACCUCCUCAGCUUCGAUUGGUGUACAUGGGAGCAACAACCGGUUCAAGUCCUUACCCGACCCGAUGGAAUAUGAACAAGAGUCCAUCAUGAGGAACCCCGAGAUCCGUGCUAUUGGAGGUUGUGAAGAUGUGACUGGGGCCACUCAUGGCAAUCACUUGCGGCGCCUAAAUAUCAGGGAGAAAGGAAGCGCUCAUACUCUUGGCAUCAGGGAUAUAAUGGUUGGCAUUGCUGGGGUCCCUAGUGGCAUCAGUGAGUUUGUCAAUGUUUUUCAGUGGGCUAGAUCUGCUAUUUCGCCCGAAUGGGGAGACACUCGAGAGGAAAGGUUUCAAGAUGACAUAUGUCGGAUGCAGAGUGGCUUGGAAUUUCUGCGAUAUACUCUUCCAGCAAUGCAUGACCUCAUUGAUCGAGCAGAGUGGAGAAGCCACAAGGAUUGUGUUGCCAAGCUCCUUCCAUACCUCAAGGAUGCAGUCUAUGAUGCUGAAGACCUUCUUGAUGAUCUUAAAUGGUACAACCAUAAGGUGAUAGUGGAAGGCAAUGAAAGCAAACUAUCUAUUACUGAAUUCUUUCGCAACUUCAGCAAAGUGAAUGAUAUCCAUAAAAGGUUGGUUGAUAUUUCUGAAUCCCUAGAAAAAAUGGGGUUGGGUGAAGUGACACCACGGUUUGACAAAACAGUCAGGCCAGAGACUACCUCAUUCUGCAAUGAAACAAAAAUAUUUGGUCGUGAUGUGCUGCUAAAGAAGAUGAUGAGAUUGCUCAAUGUGCCUACAAAAAGUAGUGUUGGUUCAAAACGCAAGUGGAAACCUAGUGCAGAUGGUGCAUCAACAAGCAACCAAGUUAGUAAUGAAUCAAGAUUACCUGAUCUUCCAGUUUUACCAUUAGUUGGAAUCGGGGGUAUUGGAAAGACCACUUUGGCCCAACAUAUUUGUAGUCAUCCAACAGUGAAGUCUCACUUCAAAACAAUAAUUUGGAUUUGCGUUUCAGAUGAUUUUGAUGUGAAGAGGUUAACUAAAGAGGCUAUUGGAUCCUCUCCAGGUAAAAAUGCAACAACUGACAAUCUAAAUUCUCUUCAGCAUGUUCUUUCUGGUAUACUGAGCAAUGAAAGAUUCUUGAUUGUCCUCGAUGAUAUGUGGGAUGAUGCUCUGAAAGAACAUGGCCUGCGCUGGAAGACCUUCUGUGCACCAUUCAAAAAUGUGCUACAGGGAAGUAUGAUGUUGGUUACCACUAGAUCACAAAAGGUAGCUGAGUUGGUGCACACUAUGGAACCAAUUACAUUGGAAGAAUUAAAGGGUGACGUCUUUUGGGAUUUCUUCAAAGUAUGUGUGUUUGGGUCGGGUAGUUUUGAUGAUUAUCCAGAGUUAGAGCCCAUUGGUAAAGACAUACUCCCUAAGUUGAAGGGCUCUCCUUUAGCCGCUAAAACUCUUGGACGCAUGUUACAGAGUGACCUUCAUAUAUCACACUGGAAUAGUAUACUAGACAGUGAAUUGUGGGCGUUGGACCAAGAGGCAACUGAUAUUGUGCCAGCUCUUCGGUUGAGCUACAUGUAUUUACCGUUCCACUUGAAGAGAUGCUUCUCAUUUUGUGCUGUGUACCCCAAAGAUAAGGAGUUUGAAAAGGACAACUUAGCUGAAAUUUGGGCGGCAGAAGGCUUUGUGAAACGCCAGGGUGUUAUUCCAGUUCAAGAUACUGGAUGUCAAUACUUCAAUGCCCUUCUAAAUCUAUCAUUCUUUCAAAAAGUUCAAGGUAAAUACGUAAUCCAUGACUUGUUGCAUGAUAUGGCACAGAAAGUUUCAGAGGAUGAUUGUUUCAUUGUGAAGAAGAAGGAUGACUUUAGAAGAAUCCCUCCAAAUGUCCGCCAUCUGUCAGUACUAUCUAGCAAUGACAUCGACAAUUCUGACUUGUCGAUCCUUUGCCGGCACAAAAAGCUUCGUACCCUUCUUUGCGACAAGCCUUUAGCAAAUAAAAAAACUACAGCUGGUUUGUUGGAAGAUUGGUGCACUGAACUUCUACAUAUGCGUGUCAUUGUUUUUGCGUCUUUGAGGGAGUUACCAGCUAGCAUUGGCAAACUGAAGCAUCUUCAGUACCUCAAGAUAUCCAGAGCUUGUUCGGUGACAAGUCUUCCUGGAACGAUCUGUAUGCUCCAUAAUUUACAGGUUUUAUGUGUCAAGAAAUGCAAGCUUGAAAGGUUGCCUAGUGGCUUCAGUAUGUUGGUCAACCUAUGGAGAUUUGAAUCGCAGGGAUUUAAAUAUGGCCCAAAUAUGAAAAGAUUCAUAGAAACUUAUGGAGUAGAUUUUGAUGUAGCUGAUGAUAACCAGAGACUGGGGUUUCGGCUCAUAAAGAACAUGAAGCAACUUCGUGGACACUUGGUGAUAAGUAAUAUUCACAAGCUAAGCAAGAAUCAUUCAGCAGAAGCAGAACUAUGGAAUAAGGGAUAUCUUGACAAGCUGACGCUAGAAUGGGGUAGAAGUUCCCUGGUGAGUCAAUCUGGGGAUAAUGAAAAUGGGAUAGAAGUCCUUCGACAUCUACAACCUCCUGCUGGUGUCAAGUUUCUAGUCCUUCAGUAUUACCCAGGUGUUUCCCUUCCGAGCUGGUUUCAGCCACAAAGCCUGUCAGGCUUAACAUCUGCGUCAUUUUCUUGGUGUCGUGGACUCGAGAUACCUACAGUGCCAAUUGACAUCAACAGUGGCAGCAUGGGUUUCUCGUCCCUGACAGAGCUAAUCAUUCGGCAGUGCGACAGUUUAUCAAGUCUCGAACAGCUUCUAGAUCCGACUUCUCUACCAGUCAUCAACAAAAUUGCAAUAAGGAAUUGCGAGAACCUAAUAUCAGUACCCACCGAAAAAUUCAAAGAAUUUCGUUGCAUUGAAAUAUUCAAGGUGGCGGCAUGUGGAAAAAUAAACUCCCAAAGUUUGGCUGCACGUUCUCUCAAGAAGCUCAAGCUAGGCAGCCAGGGUAUGCCCUGGGAAAAUGAUUGCGGGAAUCUCACUGAAGCCAAUAUCCAAUGCUGCUCUCUCACCUACUUUUUCUUGUCAUGCCGGCGUCUCAGAUCCAUCCAACUACAAAUGUGGAAUCUUCCAGCUCUACAAGAACUGCACAUUUCAGGAUGUCAAUCUCUCACAUCUAUUGGACAACCUGGACAGAUCUUCACCAACCUUACUUCCCUAACCAUCAGCGACUGCUCUCAACUGUCAACCAUUGAUGGUCUCCUAGCAGAAGAAUAUCUACCUGCCAUUGAGAGUAUUACAAUUCAAAGCUGUUACAAGUUGUCGACCACGACCAUGCAUGGUAGAAGGUUUAGGAGUUUCUCUUCUCUGAAGAACUUGAAAGUUUCUCAAUGCCCUAUAAUCGAUUGGGGGGGAUUUGAGUUACCAUCGUCCCUCCAAAGUCUCCACUUAGAAGCAUGUGGGGAUAUCUCUUCAUUUAUCCCCAGCGGCCUAGAAAACCUCCAGUCCCUUGUUUCACUAAGAUUACUGGAGUGUAGGUAUAGGAUAUCCAUUUCAGGCCACCUUUGGAGCACUACUCUCUUAUCACUCCAGGAAUUAGAGAUUCGAAAUUGUCCAGAGCUUGUGUCCAUUGGUAGAGCAGAUGACAUUUCAGAAAUACAAAAUGUGUUGAUUCAGGCCUGUAAAAAGUUGAGGGGAAUAAAGCAGCAUGUGAGAAGAGGCAGCUUCUUGAUAUCCAAGAAGUGAGAGCAGCCUGCGAAAACAAGCUCAAAUUCCGUAUGGUGCAUGUCCACGAGGGGUUGAUGAAGGGGGUGAUGCUAGCUAGUGCGGCUAAUGCCUCUCAGCCGCCGUAAUCUUCUUGUGUUUCUUGAUUUGUGUUGUACUGUUAUUAUGUACAAACUUGAUUGGCAGGGCGGAUUGAUUGAUGCGCCAGGUUUUUUGUCCCAUAGUUUAUACUCAAGCAGAGUAUAACUAUUGGGUUUUCCUGGCGGAUGUCAAACUCGCGAACCUUUCCCUGUUUCCGGGUAUUGUUGCCGAGUAUAACCGGUGCUACGUGAUUCUGUUGAAAAUUUAGUCAGAAUAUGCAUGCUAUAUUGUUACUUAUGUCGGAAGUGUUUUAUAUGUUCGGUCUCU
Molecule: messenger RNA, 4140 nt
Organism: Triticum urartu
Lineage: Eukaryota; Viridiplantae; Streptophyta; Magnoliopsida; Poales; Poaceae
Source: RefSeq, a predicted model, not a curated record